Messenger RNA from Mus musculus (house mouse), 1184 nucleotides. RefSeq names its product DnaJ heat shock protein family (Hsp40) member C5 beta (gene Dnajc5b). The transcript is spliced from 6 exons. Bases 364 to 963 code for a protein of 199 amino acids. The record is from RefSeq and is a predicted model, not a curated record. Lineage: Eukaryota; Metazoa; Chordata; Mammalia; Rodentia; Muridae. Gene Ontology annotation, cellular component: membrane; transport vesicle membrane.
GCUUAGCAUCUGAGAAGGAAAAGCAACGGAGGCUCAGUUAUUGACAGAGCAGGGGAAGAACACUCGUGGAAGGACCCAGAAGGAUCAGCCAGCCAUGCCUCCAGUUCAGGUACAAGGGAUAACCAAUUGGCUGAUAAAGUAACAAAUGAAAAGUAACCUGACUCCACUGACCUGUGCAACCCAGCAGGAAGGAUGGAAAAGAGGGGCCCUUAGCCUUGCCACAGUAGGACGGGUAUGGAGUAGAGCUCCGUUCCUCGCUGCCUCUGUCUCCUGUCUCUCUGCACAUCUGUUUCCAGACUUGGUGAAAACAGCAAGUUCUUCCCGUCGGAGGACAGAAUUGGAGUCAUAGGAACAGAUUGAGAAAUGGCAUGUAACGCACCCAACCAAAGACAGCGGACUUUGUCAACAUCAGGAGAAAGUCUAUAUGAAAUUCUUGGUCUGCAUAAGGGAGCAUCAUGUGAAGAAAUUAAGAAAACCUACAGAAAAUUAGCCCUGCGACACCAUCCAGACAAGAAUCCAGAUGACCCAUCUGCUGCUGAGAAGUUUAAAGAAAUCAACAACGCCCACACAAUCCUCACCGACACCUCAAAGAGAAACAUAUAUGACAAGUAUGGAUCGCUGGGACUCUACGUGGCUGAACAAUUUGGAGAUGAAAACGUUAACACAUACUUCAUGUUGUCAAGCUGGUGGGCAAAGACCCUGUUCAUCAUCAUUGGCCUCUUGACCGGCUGCUAUUUUUGUUGCUGCCUUUGCUGCUGCUGCAACUGUUGUUGUGGACAUUGUCGGCCCAAAUCAUCGACACCAGAAGAGGAGUUCUAUGUGUCACCAGAGGACCUUGAGGAGCAGAUCAGAACUGACAUGGAGAAAGAUAUGGACUUUCCAGUUGUUCUCCAGCCUACAAAUACAAAUGAGAAAACACAGCUAAUCAGAGAAGGAUCUCGAAGUUACUGCACAGACUCUUAAUGUUGGCCCGUGGAGGGUCCACAGCUCCUCUUUUUGGUUCAGCCAUGUCUCUGGGUGGUCAUCGGGGAAGUGCAAACAUGAAAUGCUGUGAACAUAUUCACAUUUGUAUUUUAUUUUUAGGUUAAGGGGAAGAUGAUUGCUACAUAAUUUUCUCAGACUUUCUCUUUGAGUAGAAUCCUAAUCAAAAGCAUUCAGUUUGAUGAAUAAAGGCCUGAAGAGUU